AUGACGAAGUUCAUUUGGGACGAGAAUUGUCAGAAAGCAUUUGAAGAGUUGAAGUCUUUCCUUACAAAGCCUCCCCUGCUCAGCAUGCCCAUUUUGGGAGAGACUUUGUACCUAUAUAUGUCUGUAUGGAAAGAGACUAUAGCAUCUGUCUUGAUCAGCCUCUUCUCCUUCCCCAAACCGCCGUGCUUUCCUCCAUUCCCUCCAAAACCGCCGUUUCCUCUCCAUUCCCUCCCAAACCACCGUUUUCUCUCCAUCCCCUCCCAAACUGCCGUGCUUCCUCCUCUCUCCACCGAAGGCCACCCAUUUUUUCAAGCGACGCCGGAGCAUCUCCCUGCCAAACCGCCGCCGCUGGUUCCGUUGCAGACCAAAGUCGUUGCCUCCUCCUUUCACCGCCACCGUGCAUUCACUCUCCGCUGUCUGCCGCUCGCUGUUCGCCGUCUGCUGUCCGCUGUCCGCCGCUCGCCGUCCGCUGUUCGCCGUCUGCUGAUUUCCCUGAAAAAUGGGUUUUGUCCUUAUUACGGUUAUUCCUAUUGUCGUCCACCCACACCGUUUUUACCAUCCAUAUUCUCUUCUCAUUUGCGGUUCUGCUCUUCAACAAAAAUGAAUCCAGACCGCAGCUGGAUGUAUACGAGGCAUGACAGAGGCUUCCUGCCGCCAGAUUUUUUCCCUAAUCUUGAAGAGUUCGUGAAUUUUGCUGUGCAACAUCCCGAGUGUAUGAAUGGAGAAGAGAUAAAAUGCCCCUGUUCUAGGACAAAAUGUAGAAAUACGAAUUUUCGAGAUGUCGAAGUUGUGAAACUACAUGUCUUGCAGUCUGGGUUUGUUCCAGAUUACUAUGUCUGGAUUCACCACGGUGAGGUGAAUGUCCCUCCUGUUGUUCAGCAGCCGGUUAAUGAAUACGAUUACUAUAAUGAGGGAGGGGGAGAUUUAAACUCCGGUCAGAGAAUGGUUAUUGAUGCUGCUGGUCCUGAAGUUUUUGAGGAAGAGACCCCGAAUGAAGAAGCUCAGAAGUUUUUUGAUAUGAUGAGUGCGGCAGAAGAAGAAAUAUGGCCCGGAAAUAGCAGACACUCACCCCUGUCCGCAUCUGUUGAAAUUUUGGAUAUUAAGUGUCGACAUCAGGGGUCGAUAUCUUUAAUUGACGACACCUGCCGUUUAUUACAAGAACUGCUUCCAGAGAACAACAAAAUGCCGAAAAAUUUUGCUAAUAUCAAGAAGCUGGUGAAAGGUCUCGGGUUGCCGGUUGAGGUUAUUGAGUGCUGUUUGCACAACUGUAUGAUUUACUGGGGGGCGGACGAGGAUUUAACCCACUGCAAAGUUUGCACAUUUCCUCGGUGGAAACCUGUUACGAAAAGCAAUUCGGCCAGAGCAGCGCUAGCCGAUUGCGCCGCGGCGGAUCAUCCCAGCAGGGGAACGUUAGUACUGAGGACAUAG
Molecule: messenger RNA, 1428 nt
Organism: Mercurialis annua (annual mercury)
Lineage: Eukaryota; Viridiplantae; Streptophyta; Magnoliopsida; Malpighiales; Euphorbiaceae
Exons: 6
Coding region: 1-1428 (475 amino acids)
Source: RefSeq, a predicted model, not a curated record